Molecule: messenger RNA, 1851 nt
Organism: Podospora pseudocomata
Lineage: Eukaryota; Fungi; Ascomycota; Sordariomycetes; Sordariales; Podosporaceae
Gene: TEP1
Product: Telomerase protein component 1
Exons: 2
Coding region: 1-1851 (616 amino acids)
Biological process (GO): protein dephosphorylation; regulation of phosphatidylinositol 3-kinase/protein kinase B signal transduction; phosphatidylinositol dephosphorylation
Cellular component (GO): nucleus; cytosol; plasma membrane
Molecular function (GO): protein tyrosine phosphatase activity; phosphatidylinositol-3,4,5-trisphosphate 3-phosphatase activity; protein tyrosine/serine/threonine phosphatase activity
Source: RefSeq, a predicted model, not a curated record
AUGACCUCCCUCCUCCGGCAGCUCGUCGCCGGGCCCCGCGUCAAACACCAAGACACGGGGCUGGACCUGUGCUAUGUGACCAAGAAGAUAAUCGCGACAUCAGGACCGAGUCAGACGUACCCCCAGCUAGCCUACCGCAACCCCCUCGACCGAUUAGUUUCCUUUCUUGACGCCCGCCACGGGAAGGAGUGGAUGAUUUGGGAGUUUCGGGCCGAGGGGACUGGGUACCCAGACGAGGCGGUCUACGGACGGGUGAAGCAUUACCCUUGGCCGGAUCAUCACCCGCCGCCGUUUUGUGUGGUGCCUGUGGUGAUAGGGGGGAUGAGGAUUUGGUUGAAUCCUGCUACGGAAGGGGAGGAUUUGGAGGAAGUUAUAAAGAAGAGGGUGGUGGUUGUGCACUGCAAGGCUGGCAAGGGGAGGUCAGGGACGAUGGCGUGUAGUUAUCUUAUUGCGGAGGAGGGUUGGACGGUGGAGGAUGCGCUGAGACGGUUUACGGACCGGAGGAUGAGGGUUGGGUUUGGGGAGGGGGUGAGUAUUCCUAGCCAGUUGAGGUGGGUUGGGUAUGUGGAUCGGUGGGCGAAUAGAGGGGGGAAGGUGUAUAAGGAUGGGCCGGUGGAGAUACUGGAGGUGCAUGUUUGGGGGUUGAGGAACGGGGUCAAGGUCGAGGUGGAGGGGUAUGUGGAGGAGGGGAAGAAGAUUCGGUGUUUUCAUACUUUUACGAAGGAGGAGAGGGUGGUGGUUGAGGGGGGUGCGCCGGGGGGUGGGGGGUUGAAGGAUUUUAUGUGGGAUAUGUAUGGCGGGGUGAAGCAGGAGGAGGGGGCGGAGGAGGGAGUCAAGAUGGGGGUGGUGGGGGAUGGUGAUGGGAGGAGUUUGUCGAGGAGUUCGUCCAAGAAAUUGAAGGAGGGGCUGAAGAAGAAGUUAUCUGUCAGGAAAAAGGACACAUCAGCGGCAUCUUCGACGACCAGUCUUGACAAGUUGGCGACGGGCGCGUCGCAGAAGCAGAAGAGCAAGACGAUUGCUCUCCAGCCUGAGGGGGCUGCUGCAAAGGCGGAUGGUGACCAGACCUCACUUCCGGCCAAGACAGAGUCACGGUCACAGUCGACAACCAGUCUACAGAAUGCAGGCACCUUCUCGUUUGCUGAUCCGUCAGAACCGGGCGGGCAAGCAGUCAUCUUUAAGCCUGCAAAACCGAUCCGGAUACCAAACAGCGACGUCAACAUCUCGGUCGAGCGAAGAAACAAGGCACCGGGGAGCAUUGGGUUAACCAUGGUCACGGCUGUCGCCCAUGUCUGGUUCAACACAUUCUUCGAGGGCAACGGUCCCGAGCAAGGCGGUAAACCGGACGAUAGCGGAGUCUUCACGAUUGACUGGGACAAGAUGGACGGCAUCAAGGGCUCAAGUCAGCGCGGAACAAGAGCUUGCGACAAGAUUUCUGUUGUCUGGAGGACUGCGGCCGUCAGCGAUAUUGGAGAGGGUGGUGAAGCGCCAGGAGUAGUUAUUCAUGAGCCUGGAGAGGGCAGCCCUGUGCCGGAAAUGAAGGCAGCGGACUGGAAGGGUGACGGAACGGAGAACCCGACUGCUCAAAAGACACUUGGGUUGCGGGUGGAGGAUCCCGAGAGUGCGAGUGUUAGUAAGGCUAGCAGUGUCAAGAGCCAGGAGUAUGCGAUUGCACCUUCCAAUGACAGUAGUGAGAUGGCUAAAGUGGAAGAGGAGGAUGAAGACUUGAAGGGGGUCAAGGUUAGCGGUCCCGCCGGGGAGGAGGUGCUGGAUGGGGUUGCGGGUGGAGAUGGUGAGCCACCGAAGAAGGAGAAGGCUGAUGAGACGGCCAAGAGGGGGUUCAUUAUUGAGUGA